AUGCCACGACCAAAACGACAAAAUAUUGGCCGACGAUCACGUAAUUAUGUCGCCCAACAAUAUCAUAGGAGAUCUCAAAGUGAAGAGGCACAUUUACAACGAAAUGUUAUUCAACAUUUACGAAAUGAACAUCGAACUACAUCUGCAGGUCCGUCAACAAAUCCAGCAUCAAGACGAAUGUCAAGAAUUUCGCGUCGUGCUCAAGCCAUGGAAUUUGCUGCAUUUCAUUACAGCAGUGAAAUGGAUUACAGUGAACAUGGUCUUAUUGGUGGAAUGACGGUGAGAUGUCUACAUUGUGCUGCAGCCAAAUUUCCAGAUUAA
This is a messenger RNA of Macrosiphum euphorbiae (potato aphid), 321 nucleotides long. NCBI's taxonomy places the organism in Eukaryota, Metazoa, Arthropoda, Insecta, Hemiptera, Aphididae. The record is from the annotation of a GenBank genome assembly.